Messenger RNA from Arabidopsis thaliana (thale cress), 2183 nucleotides. RefSeq lists its product as uncharacterized. Lineage: Eukaryota; Viridiplantae; Streptophyta; Magnoliopsida; Brassicales; Brassicaceae. The transcript has a single exon. The record is from RefSeq and is marked reviewed. The coding region runs from base 304 to 1008 and encodes 234 amino acids. Gene Ontology annotation, biological process: regulatory ncRNA-mediated post-transcriptional gene silencing.
AUAUUGUGUUGCUUCGUUUAAGAAACGAAAUUAGGGUCUCAAUCUUAUUUCUCUUAAUUAUUAUUAUUAAUCCAAACAUUCUCAGAACUAGUUUGAAUCUUUUAUUAAAGGAUCUUGAGACCCCUUCACAUGGGAGAGAGAAAGAAAGAGAGAUAGCGAGAGAUGUUACUCCAUGAGAAUACCAAACCCACUUCGCUCUAAUAAUUCAAAAGAUUUCACUUUCUCAAACAAAAAAACUUCUCUCUUUCUUUUCUAAUUUCUAAAACCCUAAUUGAAGUUCCAACAAGAUCGAUCAAGGAGAAGAUGGAUCUCGAGGAUUGGGAAUUAGUACUCCCCAAGAACAGCUUCAAGGAUCUUGAUCUUGAUCAUGACGAGGAUCAUCAUGGAGCCAUGGUGAUGGACUACUUCCUCUGCCCAUCUACUAAAGAUCCUCUCCCCAAGACAGAGUCUCCUCCAAGAUCCAAAGUGGUCCCUAAAAAGAUUCUUCAAGUUCCCAUAGCUUGGGAAGCCGUGUUGGAUCAAGACAACACGAAGAUACCCAAUAACCCUGAUCUUGAACCGGAUCCGCAUCCGGAUCCGGAUUCAAAACCGACCCUUUCGACGGACUCUGUUUCGUCACCAAGAGUUUCCUUCAAGAUCAUGAAGGACACUGAAUUUGCCGACAUGAAAAUUGACCCACCAGCGAGGAUCACGAGUCCUCUGCCUCAGAUCGAUGAUGCUGCUUCGAAACCCUCUGAUUUAGAAGGAGGGGAUGACUUGCGAGACAAGAAAGAAGUUGUUUUGGAGGAAGAAGAUGAAGAUGGUAGUGGUGGUGAGAGAUUGAAUCUGUGGAAGGCUGGUCUCAAUGGGAUUGGAGCAAUCUGUUCUUUUGGGGUUGCAGCUGCUGCUGCUACCGUAUGUGUCUUCUUCCUCGGACACAACAAUAUCAAAAUCUGUAAGAACAAGAACCAGAUGCUUCGGUUCCAGAUUUACUCCGAUGAUAAUAAGGUAAUGUUCUUAAUUAGUUAAAUGAAUUUAUUUUAUUUUUCUUUAUGAUAUAUCUUUGAAUGUUCUCAGUUAAAUAAUUUAAUGAAAAAUUAUUGGUUUUAUGUGAGUAGUUUCGUCUUGAGGCGAAUAUAUACUAACAAUUGUUUUACAUAUUUAAUCAGAAAACGAUAAAUGUAAAAAGUUUUUGUGUUUUAUUUCCGAGAUGGUGUUUUGUAUAUUGAUAAAUUAUAUGAUAUGAAAGAAAAGGGAGUGAUAGAUUUGGAUAAGAGACUGUAUAGAAUAUAUAAUCCACCUACAAAAAAUUAGUAUUUGUUAAGAUGAACCAAAAUAGUGAAAAGGGGUGGUGGAAUAUUAUUUUCUAAUGUUAAUGGUUCAUGACGAUUAGUUCGUAAUCUGUCUGCUUGAUUGUAUAAAAGUUAUAGUUUUGAUGUAUUCUAUAAAUUGUAUGAUUAACUGAUUGAUAACACUUUUGAUUCAAACUAUAGAAAUAAGUUUUGAAUAUUUUAAUCUCACCAAAUGAUAAGGUCAAGUUUACGUGUUUAAGUGAACAAUCUUUAGAAUUGAAGAGAACUAUUCUUGUUUUACCUUUGUACGUACGUUUUGUUUUAUGAUUGUUUCUUGUGCUAACGUCAAAGCGAUAAGAAGAAAUUUUCUUCGUUUACUAAAUAUAGCAUAUAGCCAUGUAACAAACCCAUUAAAGACAUAUCAAAAUCCUAAUUAAAAGCAUUACAAUAACAUACUUGAUAACUGUUUAAACAUGUUUGUAGUAAUAUACUAACAUUUGUUGAUCAUCAAUACUUCACCAAUCUCUACAAUUUGAAUUUGUUGAUAAAAUUUUGUUUCAUUGUUGGUGGAUGCAGAGGAUGAAAGAAGUUGUGAAUCAUGCAACAAAGCUCAAUGAAGCAAUCUUUGGUAUGAAAGGUGUUCCUGUCGUAAGAGCUCAAAUAUCUUUUGGGGGUCACUACGAUGGACUUUGAAUCUCAGCCAUCAUAAUAGUUCAUAAUGUACAUACAUGAAUGUAGUAUAAGGUUUUGUAAAUUUCUAUUAUUUUGUUCAAAUAUUGAUUAAUUAUGUGGUGUUAAUAGAUCUUUGUGAAAUUUCAUGUAAUUUUUUAUUAUUAUUAUUGUCAGUAAGAAGUUAAGAACGCAUAAAUCAUUUUAUAAUUUUCUCAAGGCAUGUAUGUCACAUAAAGCCAU